ACGAUGGUUGAUCGGAAUAAGGUGGAAAUGUCGCGUGUGCCAAUUUUGGUGAUUUUGGGUGCUACGGGUUCCGGAAAAUCGCGACUGGCUAUUGAGCUGGCCCGUCGUUUCACCGGGGAAAUCAUUUCAGCAGAUAGUAUGCAGGUGUACAAAAGCCUGGACAUCAUUACCGCGAAGGUGACCCCGGCGGAAAGACAAAUGGCACCGCAUCACAUGCUGGACGUCGUGGAUCCGCUGAACAACUUCUCCGUAAUCGACUUUAGGGACAUGUCUCUGCCGAUUAUAGACAAGCUGCUGGCGAGGAGGAAACUGCCCAUCGUCGUCGGUGGUACGAACUAUUACAUAGAAUCUCUGCUAUGGGAGAUUCUUAUAGAUUAUCCGAAAGAUCCGCCGGUGCAGGCCGACUCGAGUGCGCCGAUCGAGAACAGACGAUCGGACGGUCGAUAUAACGUGCGAGACAUCCGACAGAAUGACGACGACGACAGCGACGAUGACGAUGGGGCGGCACCAGUGAAGAAGUUGAAAUUUGAUGCGAGAUUGUGCGACGAAAGCAACGAAGUACUUCAUCGAAGACUGAUGGAGGUCGAUCCGGCGAUGGCGCGCAAAUUGCAUCCCAACAACAGGCGAAAAGUUAUAAGAUCUUUGGAGGUUUUUCAUCAAUUCGGAAAAACGCACUCCGAACUUCUGGAAGCCCAACGCGCCGCUGGCGGCUGCGGAUUAGGGGGACCCCUGAGAUACCCGAACACCAUCAUCCUGUGGCUGCGCUGCAACAAUAAAGUCCUCGGCAAGAGGCUAGAUAACAGGGUCGACGGUAUGCUGGAGGCCGGUUUGGUGCAGGAACUACUCGACUUUCAUCGCAGAUACAACGAGCACCGGAUUAAGACUAACACGUCACCCGAUUACACGAAAGGCAUCUUCCAGAGCAUCGGCUUCAAGGAGUUCCACGCUUACCUCACGUUGCCUGAGGAGGAGCGCGCGAGCGAAAAGGGAAAAAAAUUACUGCAACAAGGAGUGGAUUAUUUAAAACUCGUCACUAAGAGAUACGCGAAAAGGCAAGAGCAGUGGGUUAUGAAUAGGCUGAUUCGGCGGAGUGAUCGACAGGUCCCCCCUGUUUAUUCUUUGGAUUGCACUGACGUGACGAAGUGGGACUGUUGCGUCUUAGAACCUGCAGCAGCGAUCGUUUCCGCAAUAUUGCGAGGUGAAAAACCUGAACAACGACCGUUGAAUGAAAACAUCGAAAACCAAAAGAUCACUGAUAGCAGUACAAACAUAUAUAAUUAUUGCGAGGUGUGCAACAGAAUAUUUAUCGAAGAGGAUCAAUGGCAAGCUCAUUUGAAAGGUGCAAAGCAUAUGAGAAUGUUGAAAAAGAAGAAAAAGGAAGCGGAAAAUACUCAAAAAUCUAAGAAAAUGACAAACUUGUGACAGAUAUCAAUUUCUAUAUAAACAAUGCGCAAACAUUUGUUCUUGUGUUUAUAUCGAAAUUAUGAUUAUUUGCUAACAUUGUAUAUUUUGCUGACAAUCGUCAAUGUAAAUAUAUAUAAAAAAAUAAUCUCGCACCUUUAAUUCAAGAAAUCUCGAUUGCCAACCGUUGGUAAGAAGAAAAGUGAUGCUACAAGACUGUUACUGUUGCCUUUUUGACCAGUUAUUGGUAGAAAAAAUUUCUAUUGCAUUUCUAAUCAGUAACUUAUUUUCUGACGAUAAUUAGAAGUUAAUCUCUAGUUACUAACUUAUUUCUUAAUGAUAUAUUCACAAGCCAAUUCGCCGACGAUGGGUGUUGUAUUAAAGAUCCAGGAUAAAGUUUCACGAUUAUCAAAGUAUAAAAAUAAUUGAAGAGAGCUAAAUAGUAUAAAAAAAUAGUUAAUCAUAAAUCAUUUAUUAA
Messenger RNA from Linepithema humile (Argentine ant), 1879 nucleotides. RefSeq names its product tRNA dimethylallyltransferase. Gene Ontology annotation, biological process: tRNA modification. Gene Ontology annotation, cellular component: mitochondrion. Gene Ontology annotation, molecular function: zinc ion binding; nucleic acid binding; tRNA dimethylallyltransferase activity. The record is from RefSeq and is a predicted model, not a curated record. NCBI's taxonomy places the organism in Eukaryota, Metazoa, Arthropoda, Insecta, Hymenoptera, Formicidae.